Molecule: messenger RNA, 987 nt
Organism: Lingula anatina
Lineage: Eukaryota; Metazoa; Brachiopoda; Lingulata; Lingulida; Lingulidae
Source: RefSeq, a predicted model, not a curated record
CUGUCCUGAUGAUGGGCAAUUCAUAGAUGCCCCAUUUCACGGCCAGCUGGGCCAAGGAAAAACUAUUGAAAGUGGUUCAUUCAAGUGUUUCAAAUUUCCAGAUAAAGAAACACUAUAUUUCAACUGUGAGAUUGGAUUUUGCACCUCACAACAUCAAAGGUGUUAUCUGGGUCCUGACAGCUGUCCAUUCCAUGAGAAAAGGAUUUCUUUAGCUGACAGGAAAAAGAGAUGGGUGACCAAGGAAAACGUGCAUUUUGCUAUUAGCUUACAAGUUUCUGUCACCAAAAAUCCUAGCAUAAAUGUUUUCAGUAACAAUGAAGAAAAAAUGACGGUUAGACCAAAAUCCAGAAUGUCAACAAUUUUCACAGUCUCAACUAUUGCCGUGGUGUGUCUCAUUCUAACAGCAGGAAUCAUUAUUGUCAUCGCCAUACCUCUACGAAAGUGUAGAAUUUUGCCAGCCAUUAGAAACAGAUGUUCCAAUACAGCAAUCUCAGGGUCAUUGCUAUAGCAAAACUGUUCGCAUUAAAGUCCUAGAACUCUCACAAUAAAUAAUGUGAAUUAAUGGUCUUUGGAGAGAAAAUAGUUUUAUUAUUAUUAUUAUUAUUAUUAUUAUUAUCAAGAUAUCCACCAUGGGCUCAUUUGAAAUGGGAUGUUCCCUUUGUGCUAAUCCAAAUUCUUGCAGGAUCAAGGUCUUCAUGUCUAUAGCCUACCUGAUACAUAAUUUUGGGUUAAAUAUUUGACUUGCAUACACCAAUGUUACAUCAUAAAGCACAAAGUGACUUUAAACUCCAUCCAUAUGCUCCACCCUUGUUAACCCAACAGUUUUAUACAGGGACGACCAACAAUUGUUGACUUUUCUUUUCAGAUCUUUAAAUUACUUGAAAAAUGAGAACAAACACAAGAGUCAGUAUGUAGCACGGUCAGUAUGUGCCACCUUCUAUGAUGUAUUGCAUUUUUGUGGGAUGUGUGAAAAUAAAUAAUUGCUUA